ACCUGCUGGCAUCUAAUAAACUUCCUGCACCUGAAGAGUCGGUUUCCUGAUGAUGCAAGAAACUCUCCAGCCUUUCUGGGAAUUUCAGCCUGGCACACGGGAAGACCCUUCUGGUUGGCUGCCUUUCCACCUCCUGGGGACGAGCAGCCAAUCAAGGCUGCUGCAAAGGCAGCUGGAGCUCCUCCCCUCCUCUCCAGAGCUGUGUCUGGGUGAUGGAGGGGCAGGGGGAGCAGCCAACAACAUCCUUGCAGGAGGGGAAGGAAUGAAAAGAGUCCCCCUCCCUCCCCCAUCCUUGCAGCUGGGAAGGGUGAAGAGGAGCAGGCCUGGGAGAGGGUAUGAAGAACCCCUGGUACUAGAGGAGGAGCAGAGGUUGGGGUUGGAGAGCACAGAAUUAAUGCAUGAGAAUGGGGGAGAAGCUCUGGAGACACCUCUGAGUCCCAUCCCUCUCCCCCCCCCCCCCCAGCAGCAGACCCACCUUUCACUGGAACCUGCCCAGAAAGGCAGGAGCUGUGCACUGCAGCUGCUGAGCGUGAGCAGCAGGAGUAGCGCAGAGGGAGGAGAUGUCUGCGGGCUCUGGCACCGGAAAUCCCCGUGGGUUACAGCUGCAGCGAUGCUAACCCCCUGGGCACAGCCAGAGCUGCUGCUUCAGCAAGACAAGCUGUGGGGGGGGUCUCCACCAAGGCUGGGGAAAUGAAGCAGUAAGACUGGUGCCAUCAGGAUCGGGGCAGGAGACAUUGCCUGGAUCCAGUCUGGAGCAGCUGCAACCAGCGUGGGCAUCUGCCCUGAAUCCAGAGUCACUCCAGUCUGGGAUCAAGGAUCUUUCACCGUAGGAGAAAAUCGUGUUUCCCGCCCAUGGGCUCCUCCUGCUGUAACUGCAGUGACUUUUCAGGUCUGGGGCAUGUGCAAGGCACUGGUGCCAUGUGGGGGCUUGUCGGGGCACUGGUCCUGUCACACUUGGUAUCCCUGUUGUGGAAUAUUGUCUGCUGCGUGAGGCACACGGCACACAGAGAUGAGUCCAGGAAGCUUUUGCCUCUGUUCAGCAGAAGUGUGAAGCAUGUGACUGAGGAGAUUCCAGUCUAUGGAAACAUCAGUUACCUGCAGACAGGGCAAAGUUCUGGGUUUGAAAGCUCAGUGGUGCCAGAGUCCCAGGAAGAGCAGGAAUCCAGCCCCAAGAAGCCUACGUGCUACGCCAACCUCAAGAUGCUGAAACCCCAAGGCCGGCAGCUGCCAGAAUCAUCAGUGGGGGGUGCUGAGAUCCAGUACACAGAUGUGGUGGUGACGGGGCCCAGGCGGUCAGAGCCAGAGAUUUGGGGCGGGGGGCCCCUGAAGGGCAGAGAGGCUACUCGGCCGCAGUCAGAGCUUUACGCGUCUGUGCACGCAGACAGGUACACAGCGAAGUUUGAGAACCAAGACUACGCGAACAACCAUGCGGUUCCCAGCUGAAGGGUGGGGGGCUAACGGGGUUCUGUGUGCAUGAUCCAUAGCAAUAAAUACAAGCUUCACUAAUGGC
This is a messenger RNA of Malaclemys terrapin pileata, 1510 nucleotides long. RefSeq names its product signaling threshold regulating transmembrane adaptor 1 (gene SIT1). Lineage: Eukaryota; Metazoa; Chordata; Testudines; Emydidae. The coding region runs from base 853 to 1443 and encodes 196 amino acids. Gene Ontology annotation, biological process: signal transduction; regulation of T cell activation; T cell homeostasis. Gene Ontology annotation, cellular component: plasma membrane. The transcript is spliced from 7 exons. Gene Ontology annotation, molecular function: kinase binding. The record is from RefSeq and is a predicted model, not a curated record.